Molecule: messenger RNA, 1568 nt
Organism: Nicotiana attenuata
Lineage: Eukaryota; Viridiplantae; Streptophyta; Magnoliopsida; Solanales; Solanaceae
Exons: 2
Coding region: 48-1259 (403 amino acids)
Source: RefSeq, a predicted model, not a curated record
UACGCUUAAUCUCAUCCUAGUAUCAAGAGCCAUAAAGAUCCAUAUCAAUGGUCUCAGAAAUUUCCUCUUCCUCCACCACCCAAACAACCAUGACUCAAUCUUCACUUGGUCUUCCCAUUCCCCCUCCAACCGUUUCUAAUAUCAAAGGUUUUGUCCCUGUUGAAUUAACAUACAUCAAUUAUCUUACUUGGAAGAAAAUUUUUCUUACUGUUCUUAAAAGUCACAAUCUUCUAUCCCUAGUAGAUGGAACUGUAUCAUGCCCCUCACAAAAUCAUGAGGAUUAUAAGUUAUGGAUUCAGUGUGAUACUAUCGCAAUGAGUUGGAUUAAUGCAACACUUUCUCCAGCAGCUCUUGACACUCUUCUUAACUAUGGUUGUGAGACAUUCAAAGAAGCUUGGGAUACACUUGCCUCCCUCUACCUUGACCAAGUUUCCUCUUCUUCAAUCCAUUUGAAGUCCAAGUUCCAAACCUUCAAGAAAGGUUCUCUAUCCAUGGAGGAUUAUUUACAAAAAAUUCAUUCUAUUGCUUGCUCUCUUCGAGCAAUUGGAAAAGCCGUAACUGACGAGGACAUAGUUACUCAAGCACUGCAAGGAUUGCCUUCCUCUUAUCGCACUUUUAUUUCUGGCCUAAAUGCUACUGGUACUCUUCCUUCAUUCAUCGCAUUGUGGCCAUUAUUGCUCAUUGAAGAAGCCCAUAUUAAGGCAGCCACUCCAGAUGACUCAAACUCACAAACGGCUUUGACAGUAUCGACUCGGGCUAAAGGUUCAUAUGAUGCUCCCUCUCCAUAUCAAAGUUCAUAUUCUAGAGGACAAAAUAAUGGUCGUGGACGAGGUAGGACCAAUAGAGGCUACAAUUUUAGGGGUCAUGGGCAAAGUAAACAGCAUUCUCCUCGCUUUUUUUCUCCUCAAUGGCCUGGUUUUCAAUCAUCCUUUCGCCAUCCCUCACCUAUGGCUGGGGUAUUGGGACGUCCCCCCUUUAGUCCCUCUAAUCAGUGCCGAAUUUGCUUUCAUUUUAAUCAUACUGCGCUUGAAUGCAAAAAUAGAUUUAAUCAUUCUAAUGCUUCUAAUCUGCCACCUAAGUCUUUUGCAGCCAUGAGCCUGGAAGAAGUUCGUCCUACUACUUGGUAUCCUGACUCUGGCGCUUCAGCCCAUAUGACCCAUGAUCCCGCUAUUUUAUUGUCUCCUUCCUCCUAUACCGGAUCAUCUCAAGGCAUGGUUGGUAAUGGACAAGAAGACCAAUCAAGUGUUGCUCCACUGUGAUAAUAUUGGGUCACUUUACCCUUUUCAAGUUAUUCCGUCUUCUUCCUCUCACCUUGCUCUUUCCAGUGAUGUUUCGUCUCCUACAAUUUGGCAUCAAAGGCUCAGGCACCUUGGUCAACGAUCUCUUGCUGCUUUAGUUCAUAGAAAGUUGAUUCCUUAUGUUUCGUGUUUUGACAAUAAUUCUUAUACUGUUUGUCAUUUGGGCAAACAAAUAAAAUUGCAGUUUAAUCUUUCAGUUAGUCGUGCAAAUAAACCUUUUGUUCUAGUUCAUUCUGAUGUAUGGCAAGCUCCCUUACCCUCAAAUUCUGA